UCUCACUUUUGUCACUUAAUCAUCACUUAAUCACCAUCAUUUGGAUUUUAGUGAUUAACAACUUAUUCCAACAGAGAGAGAGAGAGACAUCAGACAUUUUCCUUGUUUUUAACCUUUAAAGUGUAGCAGUUAUGUAUCAUGGACGAAUUCUUAAGGAUUAUGUAUCAAAUCUUGAAAAGCUACGCGGCAAAACGAUUCUGAUCAGUUGUCACUUUGAUUGCAAGAAUACCCUUGGGCUUCAAAUGAUAGUAUACAAACUUUAAACCGAUUAGGAAUGAAACUAAAGAAGGGGAAUAAAAGUGAAGAAGAUCACAUUGGUCGCCAAUUCAACUUGGCAAAUCACGAGACAAUUUUAAGGGACAGAAGUAAAAAUUUGUUUCAGAAUGGGGAGAUAUCAAAAUUCCGUCAGUAGUAAGAGGACCAGACAAAUUCCUUUUGUUUUCUUUUUCGUUAUAGCGUAGGAUCCACACCUGAGCUGGACAUCCAAGCAGUCCCAGAGUUCUUGCCACAAAUAAGAAGAUAUUUGUACCUUUCAACUGGAAGAUAUUUUUGGUAAUCUUAACAAAGAAUUAGUCUCCUCUUCCUUCAUCAUGGUGUUUUAAUUUAUCCAUCGUUACUCACUCGCAAUCGCAACAGAUUACAGCACUCAUCACAAAAUUCACAGCCACAAUCAUCGCUGUACUAUGGAAUCCACCAUCUUUGUCCCUCUAUCUCAGGUAACCUAUUUUCCAACAACAAGGCCUCAGGCAAGAACCAUAGCUUCUCGCUUUGGACAAUGGCAGCAAAGGACUUCCCGUCAGCCUACUCGUAUCUGCUGUUCAAAGAUGUUUGUUCCAGGAUUUGGAGAAGCAUCGCCAGAAGCCAAGGCAGCAAAACACCUCCAUGAUUUCUUCACAUACGUAGCCGUCAAAAUUGUCUCUGCUCAGCUCCAGAGCUACAACCCCGAGGCAUAUGAAGAAUUGAUGGAAUUCUUGGGCACCCAUCCUCUAAAUGAUGGGGAUAAGUUCUGUGCCGACUUGAUGCGUGAAUCAGCAAGGCACAAAUCUUUAGCAUUGCGCAUACUAGAGGUUCGAUCCGCAUACUGUAAGCAAGACUUUGAGUGGGACAAUUUGAAGCGAUUAUCGCAUAAGGUGGUUGAUGACUCAAACACAAGACUAAUGAGGGACUACGUCUUAGAAACUAGUCAUGUGGAAGGUGAAAAGUGA
Messenger RNA from Oldenlandia corymbosa var. corymbosa, 1205 nucleotides. The record is from the annotation of a GenBank genome assembly. NCBI's taxonomy places the organism in Eukaryota, Viridiplantae, Streptophyta, Magnoliopsida, Gentianales, Rubiaceae.